Lates calcarifer (barramundi perch) is the source of this 1220-nucleotide messenger RNA. It is a transcript of the gene ccdc172, whose product is annotated as coiled-coil domain containing 172. NCBI's taxonomy places the organism in Eukaryota, Metazoa, Chordata, Actinopteri, Centropomidae. The record is from RefSeq and is a predicted model, not a curated record. Gene Ontology annotation, cellular component: cytoplasm.
GGACAGCCAUUUUGGAAACAUGCGUCACGGGCGUAGCUAGCUUACUGAGCAACCAAGUUAGCUCAGGGGAUAACUAGCUAGUUAGUAAAUGUUAUCCACAGUGGGAUCUGUUCCUUGGAUUCUAGGUUACUUAUUAAACCUACAGACUCAAAAUGAGUUUAGACACACUCUUUGAACAAAUCCUUCUAACUGAACAACAGUUUACUGAACAGACACAAAAAAUCAAAGAAGUGAAAGUAGCCAUCAUUAAAUGCAAUGAAAAAAUCAAGAGUGCAACCGAAAAAUAUGAGAGGACCAAUGAGGAACUUGAUAAAAAGGCUCAGCAGUUGUCUGUGACGAGGCUGCAGCAUGAUCUGAUGAAGAAAUGUGAAGACCAGAUGGUAAAGCAAAUUGAGGAGCUGCUCUGCCAGAAGAGCCAUCUCAGGGACCGUCUAGCCAAGAUAAAGAAGGAGUCUAAAGAAGAAGAGGAAAGCUUCCUUCAAGAGAUCUCAAGGUUCAACAGUGACUUCAGUCUUCGAGGGAACAGAGAAACAGUGUUCGAGAGCCAAACACACACUGAGAUCCUGGACCUGGAGAGGGAGGUGGAAUCAUUAUACAAAGAGAUGGAGCUGAUGAGCUGCAGGAACACUCACAUGAGCUCCAUGGAGGAGAAGAGGAGAGCUCUCCAGCUUGAACUACAGGGCCUGGAUAACAACCUAAAAGACCUGGAUCAGCAGUUGACUGCGGCUGAAGCAAUGACAGAAUCUCUGAGAGCGGAGAGCCUGUUUGUCAUUCAGAAACCUCUCACUGACAGCACCUGUCUAAGAUUGAGGAAGGAGCUAGAGAUGCAUAAAAAAGGAGAGCUUGAGCUUCAGCGAGAAGUGCUCAGCUCAGAAAUCCAGUUCCUACAGUCAAAGCUGGACAGCAGCCAAGGAAGUGAACAGCAUUAGGUUUGGCACGAUGGUGAUACAGGAAGGUUACACUGGUCCACUGAACAAACAUGCUAAUGAAUAAGGAGAGAAAAAUAAGAGAGAGGACAGCUUUCGUCCUCAUGUUUGGAUUGUUCUGUAUUUUUUCUUUGAGAAGUCAAAUGAAAUAAUAAGUUCCACUCUGAGUAACUUCAGUGAGUAGACACACUGAUUACUGCCAAAUGCUAGUGUUUACACUUGAUUGUGAACACUGUUAAACACUAUUACCAGAAGAGCUAAAACACAGAGAUGCAAUAUUAAAAUUGAUCUUUU